AGCUAAUUGGAAUUCAAUAUUUCCAACGAAACAUGUUCGAGAUCCACAAUUCUUUGCGGCCCUGGUAGCUUCGUCAGGUGAUGCUGACAUUGAGGCGGAAAUGAAAGUUAACUAGAGCCGUCGGAUCUCCACUGAAAUAAGGGCUGUGUUGUCAUGGCAGCAGCCAGCGUGAGUCGACCUGGCGUUACCCAGACCACAGAGAAGUCGCAGUUGACCUUGAAAGUGCUCUCAGCCAAGCCUCAGUCCCCCAAACUCCCCGGCAGGAACGCGCGCCUCAGCUCCUUCGUGGAGGUCACCGCGGACGGCCUGAGCAGCGAGACCAAGAAGACGGGCAAACGCAGCGGCCACCCCGAGCUGCAGUGGAACGAGGACCUCACCCUGAAUGUGACCCCGCAGAGUCGUUUGGAUCUGAAGCUGUGGAGCUGCCACACCUUGAGGAAAGAACUGCUUGGGAGCGCAACCAUUGACCUGCUGGAUACACUGCGCACACACCAGGGCAAGAUGGAGAAUGUGAAGCUCAGCCUGGCCUUGCAGACGGAGAACAGAGGCUCGGUUGUAGCGGGCGGAGAGCUGACCGUCUGUCUGGACGGCCUGGCUGUUGAUCUGGGAUCCCUGCCCAAUGGCAGCUCGGCGACAGACAAACUGCUGCAGACAGACGGACCGGCCGACGGGACAGACAGACAUGGCAACCUGCGCAGGACACAGAGCGAAGAGACACCCGGCACAGCCAGCCCCCGCGGCAGGAAUCACAGGCACUCUGCAGGGGGGGCUCGAGGAGCCUCUCUGACCAAUGGGGAGCCGGCGCUGAACGGAGAGCAGAGCCCUGGGGGGCGGAGCCGCCACCGAUCCUCUAAGAACCUCCACACCAGCCCCGCAGGUAAAGGCGAUUUGUCCACGGGUGGGGUGGAGAACGGGAGGAACAGCCCCGCCCGCCACACUCCCCCGCCGGCCCCCUCCUCCCCCAGGGGCACGCCCACCCCCACGCCCCCCGCGCCCGACCCCGGGGCUCCGCCCCCACCUGCCGACUUCAACGAGACGGGGGCGGCCCCCCCCAACCCCGACCAGCCCAACUUCAGCACUGACCCAGUGCAGGAGUCACUGCCCGCGGGCUGGGAGCAGAGGGUCUUGCCCCAUGGGAGAGUGUACUACGUUGACCACAACACCAAGACCACCACCUGGGAGAGGCCAUUACCCCACGGGUUAGUCUCUCUUUCUUUCUUUCUCCCUUCCUCCAUCUUUCCUUUCUUCCUGUUACAGGAGGUCUGGGUGCCGUUUCGGAGGAGAGAUAGGUCUAACGGGAUCGCUGUUCUCUCUCUGUUUCUCCCCCCCCAGCCCUCCGGAGCUCCUGUGGAGAAUGACCCGCUGGGCGCGCUCCCUCCCGGGUGGGAGAAAAGACAAGACAAUGGGAGGGUGUACUUCGUAAACCACAACACCCGGACCACGCAGUGGGAGGACCCUCGAACCCAAGGGAUGAUCCAGGAGGCUCCGCUGCCCCCUGGCUGGGAGAUGAAGUACACCGCUGAGGGAGUGCGCUACUUUGUGGACCAUAACUCCCGCACCACCACCUUCAAGGACCCACGGCCCGGGUUCGAGUCUGGCACCAGACAGGGCGGGUCCCCGGGAGCCUACGAUCGCAGCUUCAGGUGGAAAUAUCACCAGUUCCGCUUCCUUUGUCAUUCCAAUGCCUUGCCCAGCCAUGUGAAGAUCAGUGUAUCGCGACAGACGUUGUUCGAAGACUCAUUUCAACAGAUCAUGAACAUGAAGCCGUAUGACCUGCGCAGGAGGCUCUACAUCAUCAUGAGGGGGGAGGAGGGGCUGGACUACGGAGGCAUCGCCAGAGAAUGGUUCUUCCUGCUGUCGCAUGAGGUUCUGAACCCCAUGUACUGCCUGUUCGAAUACGCCGGCAAAAACAACUACUGCCUGCAGAUAAACCCCGCCUCCUCCAUCAACCCGGACCACCUCACGUACUUCCGCUUCAUUGGACGAUUCAUUGCCAUGGCCCUGUACCAUGGGAAGUUCAUAGACACGGGCUUUACUCUUCCUUUCUACAAGCGCAUGCUCAAUAAAAAGCCCACGCUGAAGGACCUGGAGUCCAUCGACCCCGAGUUCUACAACUCCAUCAUGUGGGUCAAAGACAACAGUCUGGAGGAGUGUGGGGUAGAGCUGUACUUCGCUCAGGACAUGGAGAUCUUGGGAAAAGUCUCCACUCACCAGCUGAAGGACGACGGCGAGAAUGAACUGGUCACCCAGGAGAACAAAGAGGAGUACAUCGGUCUGCUGACGGAUUGGCGCUUCACGAGGGGAGUGGAGGAGCAGACCAAGGCCUUCCUGGACGGGUUCAACGAGGUCGUGCCUCUGGAGUGGCUGCGCUACUUCGACGAGAAAGAGCUGGAGUUGAUGUUGUGUGGGAUGCAGGAGGUUGAUCUGAGUGACUGGCAGAAGAACACCAUCUACAGACACUACACCAAGAACAGCAAGCAGAUACACUGGUUCUGGCAGGUGGUGAAGGAGAUGGACAGUGAGAAGCGUAUCCGGCUGCUGCAGUUUGUCACAGGAACCUGCCGCCUGCCCGUCGGGGGCUUCGCUGAGCUCAUAGGUAGCAACGGGCCUCAGAAGUUCUGCAUAGACAAGGUGGGGAAGGAGACCUGGCUGCCCAGGAGUCACACCUGUUUUAAUCGGCUGGACCUGCCUCCUUACCGGAGUAUGGAGCAGCUGAGGGAGAAGCUGCUGUUCGCCAUCGAGGAGACGGAGGGAUUCGGGCAGGAGUGAGGGGGAGAGAGGGAGGACGAGCGGUGAGACGGAGGAGCGCGGGGGAGGAGAACGAGGAGGAGGAGGAGGAGGAGGAGGAGGAGACGCCGCAAGCGGAGCGGAGAGGAGAGGGAGAAAGCAGCCCGGGGGAACAGAAAAAACCCCAGCCACUCAUUGUCAGGCCCCGCCCACGUCCCUGCUCACUCGCUAUGACAGACGAGCUCCUCGCGACGUCACGCCGAGCGCGUGCGCGCGUGAUUAAUCUUACGAAAAACGCCUCCUAGCUGCGUUCACGGUCCUGGUUGUAAAUUGGUGUCAUAUCUUUUUUUUGAUUUUUCUCUCCCUUCAAGAAAAACAGAACUCUGGCGUUAUACGUAUGUUUUAUCGCACCAACAAUCAUUAACGGUGAUGAAAUCAUGCGGAAGUGGCGGAGGCGUAGACGUCUUGAGUUCGUCCCGUUUCGCUCUUUCCUGCCCCUGAGCCGCACGCUCGCUCUCCACUGUUUGUGAGCGGCAAACUCUCUGGAGGGGGCGUGGCCUCUCACCAGCACAGCUAUCCGGCAGGACCCAGGGGGGUGUGGCCACGAUGAUGGGACUUCCGACGAAGUGGCGUGUAGACUUUGUCUCCCCCUGCUGGCUGCCUGCCGCCUGUACAUUCGCCCUCUCUCCCCUCCCUUGUAAUUACACCAAAUACAUUAUACAGGACGUCUUCAAUAAAGAUUAUAUUAUAUCACCUGCAAAUAUCAACAAAUCAGCUACAGCUAAUGUAUGUAUCUAUGUAAGAGAAAUAAUAGUGAGACAAACCUUAUUAAGAGAAGGUUCACAUGAAAGGGUGAGAGAAAUGUGGCCAUUUUUUUCAUUGUGAAAAACAGUGUUAUAUUGUAAUGAAACAAAUAAAUGAAAUUAAAAUCUGAAGAAA
Messenger RNA from Anguilla rostrata (American eel), 3666 nucleotides. It is a transcript of the gene wwp2, whose product is annotated as WW domain containing E3 ubiquitin protein ligase 2. Bases 154 to 2769 code for a protein of 871 amino acids. Gene Ontology annotation, molecular function: ubiquitin protein ligase activity; protein binding. The transcript is spliced from 23 exons. The record is from RefSeq and is a predicted model, not a curated record. Gene Ontology annotation, biological process: proteasome-mediated ubiquitin-dependent protein catabolic process; negative regulation of transcription by RNA polymerase II; regulation of monoatomic ion transmembrane transport. NCBI's taxonomy places the organism in Eukaryota, Metazoa, Chordata, Actinopteri, Anguilliformes, Anguillidae. Gene Ontology annotation, cellular component: cytoplasm.